AUGUCGUCCGUUUUCAAGAAUGGACAGAUCUUCUUACCGUCGCAAGCCUCAAAUAAGGGGGGAGACUUUGCCGAGAGCAUGAUCAUCGAGAACGACAAGAUCUCCCACGUCGGUUCUCUCGAUGGAAUCACCAUCCCAGAAAACGCAAAUAUCAUUGACCUGGAAGAUCGCACUGUCAUUCCAGGUUUCAUCGACGCCCAUGUACAUAUCCUGCAAUACGGACAUUCAUUGCGCAAAGCCAAUCUCAUCGCAUGCACAUCCCUCGACCAAAUACGUGAAGGCAUCAAAUCCUACGCCAAAGCCCAUCCAUCUUUGCCACGCAUAUUAUGCAGAGGCUGGAUUCAAUCAUCUACCAAUGGAGUCGCACUAGCAAGUAUGCUAGAUGGUAUCGACCCACGUCCCAUCUUUAUCGAUUCCUUUGAUCUUCAUUCUAUGUGGUGCAGCGCAGGUGCCCUCGAUGAAAUGGGAGCUCAUACAGCCCCCGAUCUUCCCGGCGGGACCAUCCACCGUGAUGAAAAUGGAAGAGCGUCGGGUCUACUUGACGAGUCCGCUAUCAUGAACCUUGCAUGGCCUUACCUAGAGAGUGUUACCUCCACGGAAGACAACCUGAGCGCAUUGGAUACUGCAGUCGCUGCAUACACCGCUGCUGGGUAUACUGGACUAGUGGAUAUGGCCAUGGACGAAGGAACAUGGGAUCUUCUGAAUUUAUACCGUCGCGAUCACACCAUUCCAUUCCAUAUUGGCGCACACUGGCUCGUCCCCUUCUCAGCGGAUCAAGACGCCAACUUUAAAUACGUGGAUCGAGCAAUCGAGUUACACAGCCAGUACAACCAGCCUGACUUCCAUGUUCUUGGGAUAAAACUCAUCUGCGAUGGUGUCGUCGACGGAUGCACUGCCGCUCUCCUCCAACCCUACACUGGUAAAUCUGAUCCCGUCGAGCCAAUCUGGCCAGAGAAGAUGCUACAAGAAGUAGUCCAGCGCGCCGACGCAGCGGGCAUACAAUGCGCAAUCCACGCGAUAGGCGAUAAAGCGAUUCACCAAGCAAUCAACGUGCUAUCGAGAGUCGGCACGCCAGGUCGGAGACACAGAAUCGAACACCUGGAGCUGACAACAUCGGAAGACGCAAAGCGACUUGGUCAGCUGGGUAUCACAGCCUCGAUCCAGCCUGUGCACUCGGAUCCUAUGCUUUUCAAGGCGUGGCCUGGUCUUGUGGGACAUGAGCGCUGUAAGCGCGCUUUUGCUUACAAGGACUUCCUAGAUGGUGGCGCUCGUAUUGCUAUAGGCACGGAUGCCCCUACUGCGCGUCACUUGCCUUUCCCCAAUCUUUAUAAUGCUACCACCAGGCGCUCGGCUCUGGAGACCGAGACCGAUGAUACUGUAAAUGAACAUUUCAGGUUGGGGUUAGCUGAGGCGGCGACGGCUGCUACAACUGGUGCAGCUUAUGCGCGAUUUGCUGAUUCUUGGACUGGAUGCUUGCAGAGCGGAUUGUAUGCGGAUUUCUUGGUUGUUGAUAUGCAGUGGAUGCCGGAGAGAUUGCUUGAGGCGCGUGUCUGCCAGACUUGGUAUCGAGGACAGAAGGUUUUUGAUUCGACGAGUGAUUGA
This is a messenger RNA of Penicillium coprophilum, 1602 nucleotides long. Its product is annotated as amidohydrolase. The transcript has a single exon. Gene Ontology annotation, molecular function: hydrolase activity, acting on carbon-nitrogen (but not peptide) bonds. Lineage: Eukaryota; Fungi; Ascomycota; Eurotiomycetes; Eurotiales; Aspergillaceae. The record is from RefSeq and is a predicted model, not a curated record. Bases 1 to 1602 code for a protein of 533 amino acids.